Molecule: messenger RNA, 570 nt
Organism: Penicillium brevicompactum
Lineage: Eukaryota; Fungi; Ascomycota; Eurotiomycetes; Eurotiales; Aspergillaceae
Exons: 1
Coding region: 1-570 (189 amino acids)
Source: RefSeq, a predicted model, not a curated record
AUGACGGACCAGAAGGUUCAAAUUCCCGACCCCGGAACUCGCAUGGCAUUGGAAAACGACCUCACCCUGCGAAUUGUACUUAAGACUAAAUACAAACCUGACAAGUCCCGACGCUCUGCAGAUGUCAUACCGUGGGCAGAGAAACUUGCCGAGAGAGUCAGCCGCGCCGCAUUUGAAGAAGUUGGGAAACCAAAUGCCGAAUUUGAGAUAAGUCUGAAUAUAAUUCAGAUGCUCGGCUCGCCGGACUAUGUGUAUAUCUGUUACGAUAUCUUCCGCGCUGAUUGCGAUCAAAAUGUGCGACUCCAGAUAAAGGAGAGCUUGCAACAGCCAAUUCAUUACGCCAGUCGCAGAGGGGGUGUAUAUAUCAUGCGGAAAGAUCCGCGUAUUGAAGCAUUCGCAUCUGCAUCCUACACAGAGAUGAGGAAGCUCGACAAAGGAGAACUGCCGCUGUUUUCAGACUUGAGAUAUCCGCCGUGUUAUGUCUUUGGCAAACGCGUAGAAGAGCAAGGGCGGAGCCAGGAAGAAUGGCAACAGCUUCGGGCAGAGCGGAAGAAACGGAAUGCUCAGUAA